Molecule: messenger RNA, 1479 nt
Organism: Fusarium odoratissimum NRRL 54006
Lineage: Eukaryota; Fungi; Ascomycota; Sordariomycetes; Hypocreales; Nectriaceae
Exons: 2
Coding region: 1-1479 (492 amino acids)
Molecular function (GO): heme binding; monooxygenase activity; oxidoreductase activity, acting on paired donors, with incorporation or reduction of molecular oxygen
Source: RefSeq, a predicted model, not a curated record
AUGGCUAUCCUUUCCUCUCCGCUUGGCCUUGGCGUCUCCCUGAUAGCCAUCCUAAUCGGGGCUAUCAUCUUGGCCAAUAAGAAACCAAAAUUCCCAAUCAUCAACAAAUAUCCCAAAGACUACUUCCACCGUCAGGCGAAUCACGAGUACAAGACCAACGCGAGAAGGCUACUCAAAGAUGGCGCUGCCAAGCAUGGCGAGAACCCAUUUGCCAUCUUGGUCCCAAAUGGUAUAAAGACAAUUCUGCCACCUUCUUGUGUCGGCUGGGCCAAGAACAACAAAGACUUGGACCAUCAACAACUCGUGAGAGACGAAUACUUUGCUAGCUACCCUGGUUUCGACGUUCAGCAUGUCUUGCAUCACCCGAAUAGGAUGGUCAUCAACAUGGUCCAAGGAAAGUUGUCCAAAACUGACAAGACUCUCCCUGUCAUGAAUAAACACAUCAAGGCAGGCUUGUCUGAUAUUUGGGGAGAAGACAAGUCUUGGAAGACACUCAACUGGGAAGAUGGAACUACUGGAGUUAUUUCUCGUGCAGCAGCAUCUAUCUUCGUCGGACCAGAACUCGCUGCUGACCCUGAAUGGCAAAAGGUCUCGAGGGCUUAUGUUCUGGACUACUUCGGCGCUGUUGGAGAAAUGCAUUUGUGGCCCUCGUGGUUGAGAUGGUUGGUUGUCUGGUAUCUUCCAGGUGCCUCAGCUUGCCGUGCUGGUCUGAAGCGAGCACGCGAGAUGGUGAACAAGGUCGUUCAGAAGAGACGACAGGAGGAAGAAGAGGCUAAGAACCAAGGAAAGGAGCCUCCUGCUUACUACGAUGCCCUUGCUUGGACUCUUGAAUCGCCACUCGGAAAUGAGUUUGAGCCUGCAGAUGUUCAGCUAGCUCUGGCCAUGGCCGCCCUGUUUACCACUUCAGAGCUUUUUCGCCAGAUUUUGACUGAGAUUGCUCGUCGCCCUGAGGUUGUUGAGCACCUGAGACGAGAGAUUGAAGAUUCUUCACCCGAUCACGACUUUACUGCUACCUCACUCGUCAAGAUGCAGUUGCUCGAUAGUUUCAUGAAGGAGACCCAAAGACAAAUCCCCUCGCUAGUGAUAUUGGAGAGAUUGGUUAUCCACGACACCCGACUUCCCGAUGGCACUGUUCUUAAGAAAGGAACUCAUAUCGCUAUCGAUUCUCGAGAGAUGUAUGAUCCCGCGAAGUUUGAGAACCCCGAAGAGUUUGACGCCUGGCGUUUCUACAAACGGCGACAAGCUGGAGACAACACAAGCUUGUUCGUGCAAUCGAGCCCGGAGCAUGCUCAAUUUGGCAUGGGUAAGCACCUAUGCCCUGGAAGGUUCUUUGCAGGUAGCGAGUUGAAGCUUUGCCUGGCUCAGAUCAUACUCAAGUAUGACAUUAGAUUGAAGGACGGGUGUUUGGGAAAGCCUACGGAGUUUGGCUUUUUGAGUGCCACUGAUCCAUACACCCAGCUAGAGGUUCGAAGAAGAUAG